This is a messenger RNA of Amaranthus tricolor (Joseph's coat), 1494 nucleotides long. Its product is annotated as probable serine/threonine-protein kinase WNK11. Gene Ontology annotation, molecular function: protein serine/threonine kinase activity; ATP binding. Gene Ontology annotation, biological process: protein phosphorylation; intracellular signal transduction. The transcript has 3 exons. The coding region runs from base 351 to 1247 and encodes 298 amino acids. Gene Ontology annotation, cellular component: cytoplasm. Lineage: Eukaryota; Viridiplantae; Streptophyta; Magnoliopsida; Caryophyllales; Amaranthaceae. The record is from RefSeq and is a predicted model, not a curated record.
GUUCCCUAAAUUCCAAUUCUAGUUGAUCACCUCUGUCCCCUGCUUUUAUUACUACUACAGUAUUACUCUUACUUUUCGUUCACUCUCGAGACUUUUCCUUCCCUUGAUACAAUUACACUCUUUCACAAUCUCAAUUUCUUAUCCUCAAUUUCUCAUUCUCAAUCUCAAUUCUAGUUGAUUGUGAUGAUUUUUUUCAGGUUUUAUUGCGUUCGCUGUUUAUAAUUUUGCGAGUUUUCUGCUCUGACUGACCUCUAUUCUCAUGUUUGCAGGAGGAUUUAUGAUCAAAUCCAGAUAUUUUCUCCCAGAUACCAAUUUCUGUUGUUGAGUUUAUUUUGUUGAUUAUCUGCAACAUGACUUGUGAGAGUCUAGACCCACCUGAAAGUGAGAAAGAACCAUUUGAGGAGGUUGACCCAACUGGCCGAUUUGGGCGAUAUUCUGAACUUCUUGGUGCUGGAGCUGUGAAGAAAGUGUAUAGAGCAUUUGAUCAGGAAGAAGGGAUUGAGGUUGCUUGGAAUCAAGUUAAGAUUAAGAACUUUAGUCAAGAUCCAUCAGUUAUAGAUCGACUUGUCAAGGAAAUUCAAUUGCUUAGCAAGCUUAGGAAUACUUAUAUUAUCACUUUAUAUCAUGUUUGGAGGAAUAUUGAACAUAACACAUUGAACUUUAUUACUGAGAUUUGCACCUCAGGAAACUUGAGAGACUACAGGAAAAGGCACCGUCAUGUGUCGAUCAGGGCAUUGAAGAAAUGGUCGAAGCAGGUGCUUAAGGGUUUAGACUAUCUGCAUACACAUGAACCUUGUGUUAUUCACAGGGAUCUCAAUUGCAGCAAUAUCUUUAUCAAUGGGAAUGUUGGCGAGGUGAAAAUUGGUGACUUCGGGUUAGCAGCAAUUGUGGGAAAGAGCCAUGUAGCACACUCAGUACUGGGGACACCAGAGUACAUGGCACCAGAGCUGUAUGAGGAAGACUACACAGAGGUGGUGGAUAUUUACUCAUUUGGAAUGUGUUUGUUAGAGAUGGUUACUCUAGAAAUACCUUACAGUGAAUGUGAUAGCAUUGUUAAAAUAUACAAGAAGGUAACUACUGGAAUUAAGCCACAAUCUUUCAGCAAGGUACAAGAUCCUGAGGUAAAGGCAUUCAUUGAUAAGUGCAUUGCAAAGCCAAGGGAAAGACCUUCUGCCUCUCAACUUCUGCAGGAUCCGUUUUUUGCUGAUGUAAAAGAUGACGAUGAGUUUAGUAACAAUUCCACAUGAUAGUAUUUCGUGAACGAAGCAUGUAUAUAAGCUGAAGUAAUCUUGACUGCUAUGUGAAUUGAUGUUCAACGUUGUCCAUUUAUAAUGUAUGUAAGAUGAUAAGAAUUGAAGUCUGCUUCAAUGCCUGAACAAGAUCUAAAUAGAAUUACCUUUUUUAAUUCAAUAUCUUGGAGUUCUGGAAAAGGCAGAUUAUAUGUAUUGUAUCAGAGAAAUAUUUUAGUUGUACAUGUCUAUUAGUUUUCCACAA